Molecule: messenger RNA, 1011 nt
Organism: Hypoxylon fragiforme
Lineage: Eukaryota; Fungi; Ascomycota; Sordariomycetes; Xylariales; Hypoxylaceae
Product: Reticulon-domain-containing protein
Exons: 6
Coding region: 1-1011 (336 amino acids)
Source: RefSeq, a predicted model, not a curated record
AUGGCCGAUUCAGCAACUGAUCAUCCUGUCAAUGGACACUCCGUUGACACUCUCAAAGGCAGUACGUUUGCUAUUAAAGCUAUACUCUCCCAUGCCAAGGCGGCUUACAACCAGAUCGCAUCAGGCCCCGUUGCUCAGAACGUGAAGGAUCAGAGUGCGAAGACAACUGCCGAAUUCUCCAACCUGGCCAACGCCCGCCAGACACCCUCAAACCCUGCUGCUACUGGUCAGGACUUAACCACUUAUCAUUCGUUCUUCUCUGAGCUGUUGUCAUGGAACAACCCCCGAGCUUCCGCCAUCGCCUAUGCUUCCGUUGUCUCGUUGAUCUUCGUGGCUAGAUACCUCGAUGUCGUUCGAUAUACCUUUAAGCUCACGUGGAUGGCCCUGGGCGUUACCGUCCUUGCCGAAGCCGUUGGCAAGGCCCUCAUUGGUAAUGGUCUAGCCACCCAGCUCCGACCGCGCAAAUACUACACGGUCCCUCGCGAGACACUCGAGGCUCUGAUUGGUGAUGUCCACGCCCUCAUCAACUUCUUCGUAAUUGAAUCCCAGCGAAUCUUUUUUGCCGAGAACGUCGCCACAUCAGCUGUCGUUGCCUUCGGAGCAUUCCUGUCGUAUUACCUCGUCAAGAUCGUUCCCUACUGGGGCCUUGCGUUGGUAGCCACCACCUUGACGUUCUUCGUACCCUUGAUCUACAGCACCAACCAGGAACUUAUCGACCACUACCUUAAGCAAGUCUCGGAUGUGAUCAACAGCCAGACUGAGCAGUUGCGCCAAGUCGCUACCAAGCACACUUCGCAAGCAACGGAAAUUACGAAGCAGUACAUGGGUGACUACACCGCUAAGGCUCAGCAAAUGCUUCGCGGCCGUUCAACUUCCCCCGCGACAGCACCGAAGACGGCUCAGUCUAAUCUUAGGGAGUCUGACUUCCCCAAAGCUCCCAAGGAAGACAUCAAACACGAGGAGGAGUCUUCCGAGUCCGAGAGUGAGGACGAGCCCUUGGUCCAUGCUUAA